UGCUUGCCGGUCAGUGGUUGUUUCGGCUACAUGCCGUUUGAAUGGGAAUGGUAAGCAAGUUAGCUGACUCGCUAGGAGGUAGCUAAGUAUUUACGUCGCUAUAAUAUAUUUAGCUAAACAACUGAAUGACGAUACGCGGAAUUGCAAAUUUUUUUGACCGAUGACAUGCUAUUUAAAGUCUAACCGACAUUGCCAUGACCUUAUAAUACACAUCUGUCUAAAGAGGCAGGAAUCAGUCUGAUGAGGGGUCACCUAAAGCUGGCAGGAUGCAGCAGAAAAGGAACAUCCAGAUCAUCGAGUGGGAGGACCUUGACAAAAGGAAGUUCUACUCUUUCGGGGUGUUCAUGACGAUGACCAUCCGGGCCACGGUCUACCCGGCCACACUCAUUCGCACUCGGCUGCAGGUGCAGAGGGGCAAAUCGCUCUACAGCGGCACCUUUGACGCCUUCUUCAAGAUUCUGCGGACGGAGGGCGUUCGAGGCCUUUAUCGCGGCUUUAUGGUCAACACCCUCACACUCAUCUCAGGCCAGGCUUACAUAACCACCUACGAGCUGGUGAGGAAGUAUGUCUCCCAGUAUUCUGAGGACAAUACGGUCAAGUCACUGGUGGCGGGCGGCAUGGCCUCCCUGGUUGCUCAGAGCAUCACUGUUCCUAUAGAUGUUAUCUCUCAGCAGCUAAUGAUGCAGGGCCAAGGGGAGCACCUCACCCGCUUUAGACUCAAUUCGAACACAGAGACUGGAAAGCCCAAAAAAGUGUUCGGCCAAACCAGAAACAUUAUGGGUCAGAUUUUUGCUGCUGAUGGUUUCCGGGGCUUCUACAGGGGAUAUGUGGCUUCUUUACUCACAUAUAUCCCAAACAGUGCUGUCUGGUGGCCUUUUUAUCAUUUUUAUGCUGAGCAACUUUCUCAACUGGCACCCAGUGACUGCCCUCAUCUGAUUCUACAAGCCAUGGCUGGACCUCUAGCUGCCGCUACUGCCUCAACUGUCACCAACCCAAUGGAUGUGGUCCGAGCCAGAGUGCAGGUUGAAGGGAGGUCUUCAGUCAUCGAGACGUUCAGGCAGCUCAUCAAAGAGGAGGGCGGCUGGGGAUUGACCAAAGGACUGUCGGCACGCAUCAUCUCAUCCACGCCCACUGCCCUCGUCAUGGUGGUCGGCUACGAGACGCUAAAAAAACUGAGUUUGCGACCGGAGCUGGUGGACUCGAGACACUGGUAGAAGAUACCCGGACAGACAAUAUACGGACCACGUGCCAUUUUUUUUUUUCCUACGUUCGAUAUUCUGUGAAAACACUGGAUGAAAGAAAAGUUUGUUUUAAAUAACAACGUGGGAAACUUGAAAAAAAAUUCAAUCAAGCCACUUCAAACACGCAUUACCAUGUGUAUAAGACAAUGACCAUGUGUCCAUGCCAACAUAUUAGUUGCAGAUUAAAGGUGCUCUAAGCGAUGUUGGGCGACGGCCCUUCUCCGUUGACGUUCAAAGUAUUUUCAAACAAAACGGAGGCUAGCUCGCCCCUCCCU
Molecule: messenger RNA, 1516 nt
Organism: Perca fluviatilis (European perch)
Lineage: Eukaryota; Metazoa; Chordata; Actinopteri; Perciformes; Percidae
Product: solute carrier family 25 member 44-like
Exons: 4
Coding region: 267-1214 (315 amino acids)
Biological process (GO): branched-chain amino acid catabolic process; transmembrane transport
Cellular component (GO): mitochondrion
Molecular function (GO): branched-chain amino acid transmembrane transporter activity
Source: RefSeq, a predicted model, not a curated record